Messenger RNA from Schistocerca americana (American grasshopper), 825 nucleotides. Its product is annotated as endothelial zinc finger protein induced by tumor necrosis factor alpha-like. Gene Ontology annotation, biological process: regulation of transcription by RNA polymerase II. The record is from RefSeq and is a predicted model, not a curated record. Lineage: Eukaryota; Metazoa; Arthropoda; Insecta; Orthoptera; Acrididae. The coding region runs from base 1 to 825 and encodes 274 amino acids. The transcript has 8 exons. Gene Ontology annotation, molecular function: DNA-binding transcription factor activity; peptidase inhibitor activity; RNA polymerase II cis-regulatory region sequence-specific DNA binding.
AUGAGAUUCAAGAAAUUAGGCAUAUACAGCAGUAGUCAUGUAGAUGUAGAUGUAGAUGCAUUGUCACCAAGAUCCAAGAAGCAGAUGCUGAAAUUGCAUUGUGACGUUUGCAAAAAGACAUUUAGUCACAGAAGCAACCUGAAACAGCGUUCUGAGCUGCAUACAGACAGUAUUCCAUACAUCUGCAGUGUGUGUCAUAAGAGAUUCAGGACAGACACAAUCCUCAAGAAGCACACCCAUGUGCACGCAGAUGACCAUCCCUGGACUUGCGCAUGUGAUGGCGCCUGCUCCGCAAAAGACAUAGAGGACGCGCUAGUGAAGCGCGCAUGCGUCCAGAAAGGGUACGGUUCACUAGGCGAUAGAGCUCAGUGCUUGGGACCCGAAGCUGGCCUGGAUAAGCACGGCAGUACUGUGCUACGUGCCGUUACUCCGGCCGCACCACGCCUGCUUCCUUCAGAGGACAGCAUUAACGGUUUCCGAAGAAAACGAAGCGUCCAGACAUUUCCGAGGCAACAGCACCCGCUGCGCUGCAUAUUCCUCACAGGUGAAGGUGGAUCCAAGACCGGCAGUGUGGCCCAUUGUGUACCAGGAACAACGUUCAUGAUGGGGUGCAACAAAUGUUUGUGUAGGCAGUGCGGCAGGAGAGCGUUUUGUACCAAAAAGGACUGCCACAAACAACUAAGUGAUGUGUGUGUACCUGGAAAAGUGACAAAAAUGGAGUGCAACACUUGCAUCUGCAGUGCUGCAGGAAGGUGGGCGUGCACUUACAAGGAGUGCCACAGCGGUUUCAAAUGUGCGUAUCACUGUCCUAUCGCCUUUUCUUAA